Molecule: messenger RNA, 1782 nt
Organism: Triticum aestivum (bread wheat)
Lineage: Eukaryota; Viridiplantae; Streptophyta; Magnoliopsida; Poales; Poaceae
Product: UDP-glycosyltransferase 91C1-like
Exons: 2
Coding region: 181-1581 (466 amino acids)
Molecular function (GO): UDP-glucosyltransferase activity
Source: RefSeq, a predicted model, not a curated record
AUACUGGUGAGGCUGCAGAUUGCAAGUGGCGAUAAUAGUCGGAUGGUGGAUGCCGUGGAACUUAUUUAACGUUCGACACUGAACAAAAUAAGAAACAAAGUACUCCAACUUUGAGAUUUGGUGUGUACUUGAACACACGGCCCGUCGUCAGGCAGGCCGAGCUAGCUCCUGAGCCCCGCCAUGGACAGCGCCGGGUCCUCCUCCUCGCCGCUGCGCGUCGUGAUCGUCCCCUGGCUCGCCUUCGGCCACAUGCUCCCGUACCUGGAGCUCGCCGAGCGGCUGGCGUCGCGAGGCCACCGCGUGUCAUACGUCUCCACGCCGCGCAACCUCGCCCGCCUCCCGCCGCUGCGCCCGGCCGCGGCGCCGCGCGUCGACCUCGUCGCCCUCCCGCUGCCGCGCGUCGACGGCCUCCCCGACGGCGCCGAGUCCACCAACGACGUCCCCGUCGACCAGCGGGAGCUCCACCUCAAAGCCUUCGACGGCCUCGCCGCGCCCUUCGCCGAGUUCAUGGCCGCCGCGUGCGCCGAUGAGGGCACGAGGCCUCACUGGGUCAUCGCCGACAGCUUCCACCACUGGGUCGCCGUCGCCGCCGUCCAGCAAAAGGUGCCAUGCGCGAUGCUUCUCCCGACCGCUGCUGUGAUCGCUAUUGCGCGCGCCGAGACCCGCCCUCGUUACAAGCAGGAGGACAUGGCUCCCAUGUACGGCGACCAAGGCGCAUCGGGUAUGUCCCUCGCCCAGCGCUGGCUGUUGACGAAAGAGAGGUCCGCGCUCGGGGUCAUCCGGAGCUGCGUGGAGUGGGAGCCCGAGUCCUUCCCGCUGGUGCAACCGCUCCUCGGCAUGCCGGUCGUGCCUCUCGGCCUUCUCCCACCGUCACCCGACGGAGGCCGUCGUGCCGGCGGCACCAAUGAAUCAUCAGAGCACGCCAGCGUGCGCUGGCUGGACGCGCAGUCGCCCGGCUCGGUGGUGUACGUGGCGCUGGGGAGCGAAGUGCCGCUGCCCCUGGAGCAGGUACACGAGCUCGCCCUCGGGCUGGAGCUCGCCGGGACGCGCUUCCUCUGGGCUCUCCGGAAGCCCAGCGGCGCCGCCGUCCUAGAUGACGGAGCCGACAUGCUUCCACCGGGUUUCCAAGAGCGCGCUCGCGGCCAGGGGCUGGUGACCACGGGGUGGGUUCCUCAGAUGAGCAUCCUGGCGCACCCCGCCGUGGGCGGGUUCCUGACGCACUGCGGCCAGAACUCGCUGAUCGAAGGGCUCCUGUUUGGGCACCCACUCGUCAUGCUGCCCAUCUUCGGCGACCAAGGCCCGAAUGCGCGCCAAAUGGAGGCCAAGAUGGCGGGGUUGCAGGUGGCGAGGGACGAGAGCAAUGGGUCGUUCGACCGGCAUGGCAUCGCGAGCGCGGUCCGGGACGUCAUGGUUGACGGGGAGGCAAGGAGGAGAUUCGUGGCAGGUGCAGCGAAGAUGCAGGAGGUCGUAGCUAAUUCGGAACGGCAGGAGCGGUACAUCGACGAAUUUGUGCUACACCUUCGAUCUCACGGCGCCGCAAUUGCAACUGAUGGCAAAGCCACUACGGCCGCUACUUCCUGAACAAUAAGGGAAAUUUUUGUGUGUGAUACUUUCAUGCAUGUUUGCUUUUCUACAGCUACUGUAUUUUUUGUUUUUCAUUCUGAAGGUGAUGAAACACUGAAACUGUAGCAUAUGUGGUGUAUAUUUUCGCUCAGAAUUGUAGAAACGAGAUUGCUAAAUCUCAGUCGACUGAAAGUUAAGUCUCAGUCGAUGCUAUAUUCA